Acomys russatus (golden spiny mouse) is the source of this 2257-nucleotide messenger RNA. RefSeq names its product zinc finger protein 39-like. Lineage: Eukaryota; Metazoa; Chordata; Mammalia; Rodentia; Muridae. Gene Ontology annotation, biological process: regulation of transcription by RNA polymerase II. The coding region runs from base 93 to 2171 and encodes 692 amino acids. Gene Ontology annotation, molecular function: DNA-binding transcription factor activity, RNA polymerase II-specific; RNA polymerase II cis-regulatory region sequence-specific DNA binding. The record is from RefSeq and is a predicted model, not a curated record. The transcript has 4 exons.
GGUUGCUCACAUGACAUCUUCAAUGCUGUAUGAUUUUAUAGAGGGACUUGCAGCGUGGCAGUGUGGAGAGCUCCACGAGUCAGAGUCUCAAAAUGGGAAAGCAGAAGAGAAGCUACGAGAAGAGGUCAGUCACUCCCAGUCACUGGAGAUGGUCCCAGCAGUACAGAGCAAGGAAACACCAGGCACCAGGAAAGGGCCUGGUGUCCUUUGAGGAUGUGUCUGUGGACUUCACUUGGGAGGAGUGGCAGGACCUGGAUGACGCUCAGAGGCAGCUCUACAGGGACGUGAUGCUGGAGACCUACAGAAGCCUGGAGUCCUUGGGUCACUGCAUUACCAAACCUGAGGUAAUCUUUAAGUUGGAGCAAGGAACUGGUCCGUGGAGAGUAGAAGUCCCAGCGCGGAGUCGGCCAGAUGUCCAGAAAGUAACUGAAGUGAAUGACACCAGCCAGGGCAAUGAAGAGAGACGUGUGUGGCACCUUGUGAUCACCAACAGCAGCACGUCCACUGAAGAGAAAGUUAAAGCAGGAAAAACAUUUAAUGUGAGCUCAAUCCACCUUCCCAAUCUGGCUGUAAAGAACAGAAAUUCUUCUGGAAUGAGGCCCGCAGCGCUUAUGGUACGGCGGAAUGUGCCUCCCCAUAAUGAGCCCGAUGACAUGCAGACCGGAAAGGAAGGUGAUGGCUCUCUCACUAGUGAGCCCCCCAUAAACACAGAGCAUCAUGGACUGUAUAACAGAGCUCUAGGUACUCGACAGCAUUUUCAGUGUUUUAGGCACGAAGCGACCUACAGCACAAAGGUGCCAUGGACGAAUAAGAGAUUUCACAUUGCACGUAGUUCCAGUGAGGCUGGAGAGUCUGAGAAAGCGCCUGAUGAGGUAGCUCUUGAUGCCGAAGAUAUGAGUUGGGUCGGGGAUGAAACUUUUGAAUGUAGUGUUUGUAAGAAAGCAUUCUGCACAAAGCUUAAGCUCACUAAACAUAAGAAAAUACACAAAGGGCAGAAGAAAUAUUACAAGUGUAGUGACUGUGAGGAAACCUUCACUAAGAAAUCAUACCCCCACCCCCAGAGAAUACAUGUAGGAGUCAGGCCCUAUAGAUGUAAGCAAUGUGAGAAAUUUUUUUAUCAGAAAAAUGUGCACCAGAGAGGCCCCAGGGGAGCAAAACUCUAUGAUACAUACCAGUGUGAAGAAAGAUUUAACGAGAAGCUGGAUGUCAGGAGGAAUCCGAGAACCUGUGCAGGUUCCAAGCCCUAUGGCUGUAAUAUGUGUGGGAAGUCAUUUUACCGGAAGUCACACCUCAGCAGGCACCAGAGGAUUCACACAGGUGAGAAGCCUUAUGCAUGUAAAGAGUGUAAGAAGACUUUCUACCAUAAGUCAUCUCUCACCAUACAUCAGAGAACUCACACAGGGGAGAAGCCCUAUGAGUGUAAAAAAUGCAGGAAAACUUUCUACUGUAAGUCAGACCUGAACGUGCAUCAUAGAAGCCACACAGGCGAGAAGCCAUAUGAAUGUGACAAAUGUAGAAAGACCUUCUACUCUAAUUCACACCUCAUUAUACAUCAGAAAAUCCACACGGGCGACAAGCCAUAUGAAUGUGAAGAGUGCCAGAAAACAUUCAACCGUAAGUCAAACCUCACUGUGCACCAGAAAACACACACAGGUGAGAAGCCUUAUGAGUGUAACGUAUGCGGAAAAACUUUUCACCGUAGGUCACACCUCAGCAUGCAUCAGGCAACUCACACCGGUGAGAGGCCCUAUGGUUGUAAAGAGUGUGGGAAAGCCUUCUACCAGAAGUCGAGCCUCAGCAGGCACGAGAGAAACCACACAGGUAACAGACCAUAUGCAUGUGAAGAAUGUAGAAAAACAUUCCUUCAUAAGUCAUCUCUCACUGUCCAUCAAAGAAGCCACACAGGCUACAAACCAUACUCAUGUGAAGACUGUAAGAAAACCUUUUACAGUAAGUCCCAUCUCACUGUGCAUCAGAGGACCCACACAGGGGAGAAGCCCUAUGAAUGUAAGAUAUGUCAGAAGGCUUUUCACCAGAAAUCGUACCUUAACAGGCAUCAGGUAACCCAUGAAAGCGAGAAACGAUUUGAAUGUCAAGAAUGCAGAAAAACAUUUUAUCAUAAGUCAUCUCUCACUGUACAUCAGAAAAUCCACCUGAGGGAAUGCCUCUGAGUAUUAUGUGAAAGCUCUUAGCGGAGACCAUCAGCAGGCAUCAGACAGGUCACACAUUGGGGAUAUUCUAAAAAUGUGGACAGUGU